This is a messenger RNA of Coffea arabica (coffee), 2372 nucleotides long. RefSeq lists its product as uncharacterized. The record is from RefSeq and is a predicted model, not a curated record. Lineage: Eukaryota; Viridiplantae; Streptophyta; Magnoliopsida; Gentianales; Rubiaceae.
UUCUCUCACAUCCGCCUUCUCCACUUGUGACCAUUCUUUGCACCAGAAUUUAUUAUCCCGCUUCCCAAUUUCCAGAGCCAGAAAAACACUAUCCUGGAAAAACCCUAGACCUCUCAUCUUCCAUCCCAAAUCUCCAAAACCCAAUCUUCAAUUCCUUGCAUUGCACCACCCAAUUUUUUUUUCUUUUAGGGGAAAAAUAAGCCCCAAAGAUAUAGUAUAUAAGUAUUUAAAUUGCAGAUAGAGCAAAAACCCUGUUGAGUUCAGCAAAGGGUUAAUGGCCAAGAAGAAGCUGACCCACAACUCAGAAAAAGAAACCCAGAAAACCCAUCACGAAGAAUCUGCCGCGUUUGCAAACAUUGCCGCCAUGGAUGAUGCUUCUGAGAAGCUUGAGAGCUUGAAGUCCCUCAAUGCCAGGCUUCUGAAGGAGACUGUUGAGCGCCGACGGGAGGUGGAGGCGCUUGUGCAGUCAAAAGGGUCUCUGGAAUCCGAGCUAACUCGGUCUAACUCGGAGAAGGAGAGGUUGAGGUCCGAGUUGACUCGGUUGAGUGAGGGGGUGGUGGAGUUGGAUGUUGAGAGGAGUGUGGUGUUUGCUUUUGUUGCUCAACAGGCUGAGGAGGUGAUUGAGAGGGAGAGGGAUGAGAUUGAGAGGAAAAUGAAGGGCUUUGAGAGAGAAAUGGGGGAGAUUUUGCGGGAGAAAAGUGAGAUUGAGAAGGUGACGGGUGAAAAAGAGAGGGAAAUCGAGUUGCUGAAUGAGAAAAUUAAUGAGCUUGUGGUUAGGAUUGAUAAUGAGAGGAGUUUCUCGAACGGAGUUUGUGUAGAAAGGGAUGCAAUGAGGGCUACAUUUGAUGCUCAAAUCAAAGAGGGAAGUGAGUUGGGGGGUAAGUUGAUUGAAGCUGAGAAAAGAGAGAAACUUGUCCAAGAAGAGGCUGAAAAGUUAAGGGGUGAGUAUGAUAAAUUGGCGAGGGCAAAACGGGAGAAAGAAAAACAGAUUGAGGGGGUGAUGAGGGAUAAAGAGCUGGUGGAGAAGAGUUUGAUUGAGGUCAAUAAGGCUAUUGAGAAAAUGAAGGAGGAGAUUGAGGGGGUUGUAAAGGAAAAAGAAGGGAUUGAAGAGGAGAGGAAAGUGGAGAUGAGGAAGAGAAGUGAGUUGCAGGAAGUAGUAAAUGGACUUAAUGAGACGGUGGGGACUAUGCAGAAGGAGGAGGAAAGAUUGCGCGUAUGUGUGGCCAAGUUGGAGAAGAGGUGUAUUGAAGGAGAGGACAAGGAAAGGGAGAUGGAGAGCGAGAUUGAUGAAUUGGUGAAGGAAAAGAGCGAGAGGGAGAAGAGGCUUUUGGGAUUGAUUGAAGAGAAUGGUGUGGUGGAGAAGGAUUUAGAUGAUGCGUUGAAGCAAUUGGAUGAGCUUAAGCAGAAAAUGGAGCAGAUAGUUAAUGAGAACAGAGAAAUUGCUGGGGCUAAAAUUAGGAAGGAAAAAGAGAUUCUUGAAUUGGAAAAACAUGUGACUGAAUUGAGGGAUGCGGUUUCAGGAAUGGAAGAGUCCUGCAGGGUUCAGAAGGAGAAAAUUUAUAGCUUGGAAUCUGAAGUUGGGAAUUACAAAGAUUCCUUGAAGCGAGUUUUGGUUGAAAGGGAUGAAGCUAGAAUGGAACUUCUUGACGAGAGGGAGAAUGGUAUAGGCUUGAAGCAGAAGAUUGUGGCAAUGGAGAAAAAUGUUGAAGAAACUGUUGAAUUGGUUGAGAUUUUGAAGGCUGAAAAUGGUAACGUCAAAGGUGAAAAAGAAAAAUUGGAGAGCUGUUGCAUUAGGUUGAAGAAGGACAUAGCUUCUGCUGAGAAUGAGCUUACUGCUGUUGCACGCAAAGAGUUGGAUGCUACGAAGGCUGAACUAGAAGUAGCAGAUGCUAAAUCUGAACAGGUUUUGAAAGUUUUAAGGAGGACUGUUGAAUUGGUUUGUCCUAAUGGUGAAAUGAAUAUAACUGGUGACAAGGAGAUGAAUGGAGAAAUUGAACCAUAUGUGGCUGAAUUGGUAGCAAUCAAGCAUGCUUUCAAGAGCAGAGAGGACAAAGUAGAGGACAUGAAGAGGCAAGUUGAAAUCUUGGAGAACUCUGUGGCAGAGGCACACAAGAAGAAGAGCUUCUGGACUAUUAUGUCCUCUGCAACAACAGUUUUUGCUGCAAUUUUACUUGCAUAUGUCACUCGAGGGCAUUAAAAUCUUUUUAUAUCUUGAGGAUUAUUAGUUAUCUAUCAAGAAUUUAGUCCUAACUAGAAAUAAUCAUAAGCCAAAUGGUGCCAAGUUUGGUUUUCUUUCGAACUGCUCUUGAUAAGAAUUUACUCAUGUUCCUUGAUGCUGAUAUCAAGUUAUGAUAUGGAGUUUUUGACCGCUA